Messenger RNA from Brettanomyces nanus, 1857 nucleotides. RefSeq lists its product as uncharacterized. The transcript has a single exon. Bases 1 to 1857 code for a protein of 618 amino acids. Gene Ontology annotation, biological process: cell differentiation; regulation of transcription by RNA polymerase II. The record is from RefSeq and is a predicted model, not a curated record. Gene Ontology annotation, molecular function: RNA polymerase II cis-regulatory region sequence-specific DNA binding; DNA-binding transcription factor activity, RNA polymerase II-specific. Lineage: Eukaryota; Fungi; Ascomycota; Pichiomycetes; Pichiales; Pichiaceae.
AUGAGUACGCAGCAAAUAUCCAAUGACGAGCAAAAUAAAGACUUUCAAUUUGUUAUCUCAGAUGCAGAAUUGUCACGAAGAAACGGCGAAUAUUUACAAGAUGGAGAAGGCCACAGCAAGUCUGAGAGAGGUAGGAGCAAUGGAGCUACCGCUAGUAAUAACGAUGGAUCCCAUGACUUGAUGGGUUCAGCGCGUUCCACCGGUUCAUCUGGCUCGAAUAGUUCCAACGAGUCUAAUGCUCCAAAUAAAAAUAAUACCAACAACGGACAAGAAAAGCCAACAAGGCGCUCAAGAGCUUCUGGGGAUAUUCUAGAGUUGCUUGUCGCAGAAUUCAACAAAACCUCGAAUACAAACUCUACUAUCCGAAAGGCCAUAGCGAUAAGGACCGGUAUGAGUGAACGGUCGGUAAGGAUUUGGUUUCAAAAUAGAAGAGCGAAGGAAAGAAAGAUAGAGAAGAUGAAGAAAGAGAAAGAGCAGCAGCAGCAGCAAUCACAUCCACCUCAAAAUAUGGGCAUGUUCUCUGUGCAACAGGAUAUUCCUAGAUCAGGAGAGACGAUGCCGAUUGAAAUCAAUGAAAAAUACAGUAUGAUUGACUGUCGGUCACUGUCUGUGGGACAGUGGCAGAGAAUGAGGUCAGGUUCUAUUGACAAGAGCAAUCUUAAUGAGUUACACAACCUAUCACCUCGUUUACUUAACCUUCUGUUGGGAUCUACAGACUUGUUGGUCAUUUUAUCCAAGAAGGAUCACGAACUCAAUUAUUUCUUCUCUGGUGUUUUCCAAAAUGAUAAGGUUCUUUUUAGGAUCUUCUUUCCUGCUGUGAACGUGGUACGCACCUCGUUCAUUGAUAAUCAGACACAGAAGGCUAUAGGCGAAUUACAAGUGACUUCUUCUCAUGCACAAUUACAGAUGGAACUGAGCGCUUCACCGAAGUUUGCCGUUCAUUUCCUAAGAGAUCCUAAUACCGGUCAAGAAAAUGCUAAUCAGUGGUCUAUCUGUGAGGACUUCAGCGAAGGCCAGCAGGUAGCGAGUGCUCAUAUCGGUGAAGGUGGUACCGGAAUCCCUCAUAUUUUGACAGGAAGCCUAUCCCACCUUCAAUAUUUGAACACAGCCAUUCUCUCUUAUUGCCAACUGUUUUCUCAAUCUUCUUUUCCGGGCCCUUCUGCAGAGCCUCAGCUAUUCCAGACAGUUCCUCUAGCUCAAAAUGCUAUGACUACAGCAUCUUUAUCCAGUGUUCCUCUUCCAACAAUGCUAGGGCAGCCUACACCUACAACUUCUAUGAACUUGGAUCUAUCACGACACAUCACUUAUCCUUUAGAUCCAUAUCAGCCGUCUACAAACUCUCCACUGCCUACAGAUACGAGCCUAGUAGCGGGCUUUCAAAAUACAGGUACUGUUACUACACCAGGACAGUUAACAUCUCUUGGUCUUUCGAUGGGUAUCAAUAAUUCUAUCGAUGAUCAAUCGGCAGCAGCAGCUGUUGUCACUACGAAUGCUUCCGGGAACACGGAUACUACCACGCCGUCUGCUACUAAUCCAUCAGCCUUAACAGGCAAAGGUAAUAAUUUAACCGAUAAGACGAUGAUGCAACUGGGAGCUUUGGAUUCUCCUGAUAUGGAUAUAUUUCAGGACGAUGGUACACAAGCUGUGGUUGAUGACGUUCGCAUGACUCCUGAAGGAUUAAUGCUCACCAAUGAGGGCCAAAUGUUAGAUACCACUUCGGACAAUAUUGAUAAUCCACAUAAUCAGUUGCAAGGUAGUCUGAAGAAUGACUUUGAGGAUCUGGAUCUUCAGAAAGAUUCAGAAUUCGCCAACUCCGAUUUCUUUGCGGAUGAUAACGUUAAUGGGUUAGACUUUUAA